AGGAUUUCCGGUUUGGGAUUGUCCGUCCAAUUCCUGAGUUCCACAGGAAGCGCAGAAUAAAAAGCAGGAGAAAAACGCCCAAAAGCAUCUCAUUCCUCGCCAGUCGGUUCACGGGGAGCAUCGAGACGUUGACCACACGCCGCUCUUUAUCAGAGAGAAGAAGAGUUUAUAAGAAAUGCUGGCGAUGGAGAAGCGCGUCAGAGCGCGCGACAGGUGGAUCGAAUGGCCUCGAGCUCAGCGCGAGAUCACGUGAUUUUAUUAACUGGGUAGCUGAUUGACCUGGGUGUACCUGAGGGGGACAGACACUCCCGAAAGUCUCUCUUCCUGCUGUCAGACACACCUGAGAGAGAGUGACAGAUAGACGGAGAGAGAGAGAGAGAGAGAGAUGUACACAGCGGUCCUGCUCUCCUCUUCUCUGUUUCUCCUGCAUGUGACCUGCACGCCUCAGAUUCAUGGUCACCACGGAAGGAGAGUGUGUGUUGGAGACGCGUGGAGUCGUCGUGUGUCCUACAGCACAGAGUCGUUCCUUCAGCCUGUACACAAACCCUACAUCACCAUGUGCCAAAACCACCGCAUGUGUAGCACAUACAAGACGAUCUACAGGGUUUCUUACAGACAGGUGAGCAGAGCGGCUCCAAAUGUACACAUUUACCCAGAAUGCUGUCCGGGGUGGCGACGCAUACAUUCACACAACUGUAACCAAGCGGUGUGUGAGAAGACCUGUGUAAAUGGAGGGUCAUGUAUAAGGCCUAAUCACUGUUCAUGUCCGAGAGGAUGGACAGGACGAUACUGUCAAAUAGAUGUGGAUGAGUGUAAGGAAGGUCAGCGCUGCUCACAGAAGUGUGUAAAUACGCUGGGGAGUUAUCGGUGUGUGUGUGAGGAGGGAUUCAGUCUGGCUGAAGAUGAAAUAACGUGUUCAAGAAGUCGUCCCCCCUCCCCCCCGCCCAUCGCUCCUCCAAAACCCGACGAUCGCUCAUCCAGUAGCGACGCUGGUGGAGGUUUUGUAUUGGUGGAGAACGUUACCGAAGAAGUUCAAAUGCUUAAAAACAGAGUGGAGCUCCUUGAGCAGAAACUAGAGAUGGUUCUGGCUCCCUUCACCACGCUCUUCCCGUUGGAUGGUGUGGGAGACGGUAACAGCUUCCUGUCCGAGAGGACCAACUUCCUGUCGCAUUCUCUGCAGCAACUAGACCGUAUCGACUCGCUCAGCGAGCAGGUCGGGUUCCUGGAGGAGCGUAUCGGAGCCUGUGCCUGCCAGGAAAACUAGACGAUCACUCAAAGAUGGGCUGGAUCCAAGUGAAACCAAUAUCUGAUGUCUAAAUGAACAACUGCAGCACUGAUCUAAGGGUCUGAAGCAUGUAAACAU
Rhinichthys klamathensis goyatoka is the source of this 1363-nucleotide messenger RNA. It is a transcript of the gene egfl7, whose product is annotated as EGF-like-domain, multiple 7. The record is from RefSeq and is a predicted model, not a curated record. NCBI's taxonomy places the organism in Eukaryota, Metazoa, Chordata, Actinopteri, Cypriniformes, Leuciscidae. Gene Ontology annotation, biological process: anatomical structure development. Gene Ontology annotation, cellular component: extracellular region; cell surface. The coding region runs from base 386 to 1264 and encodes 292 amino acids. Gene Ontology annotation, molecular function: calcium ion binding; signaling receptor binding. The transcript has 9 exons.